GAAGUCAAUAUCCCACAGAAAAGAAUUUGAAAUUUUGAAAGAGAAAACCAGCAAGAAAUAUGGCGUCUAAAGGUGAUAUCAAGGGGUUUUUCAGGCAACAGAAGAGCAGUGGAGUUACCAAACCAAAUAACAAAACUACCAAAUCUUCUUCAUCUUUCUCCAAGAAAGCUGCAACAACUCUUGGCUCUGACCAAACACAACCAUCUGCUCUCAUCUCUCAUGGCUCCCUCGACCUCAAAGAGAUAUUGAGGCAAUUUGACAUGAACAUGAAGUAUGGACCGUGCAUCGGAAUGACCAGAUUGGCCCGUUGGGAACGAGCUAAGAAUUUGGGUAUGAACCCACCAAACGAAAUUGAAACUUGCCUGAGGCAAGCUAAGGUUGGGUUGGAGUGUUUAUGGAGUAGCCGUGUUUAAAAUUCAUGCGCUUUAUGAAUUUGGUAAGGUUGUGUUGGAAUGAUGUUUGGGGUAAUCGUGUUUAAAGCUCGUUUGUAUGAAUGAAAGCUACAGUUGUUUGCUGUACUAGAGUUAGUGAAUCCUUUUAUGUAAUAGAGUUUGUUGCCGUUCACCAUUUCAUAUAUUGGAAAUGGUGUUCGAGAAUUGAUAAUUCCUCUAUUUAUUUUUUUCCGACUAA
Molecule: messenger RNA, 630 nt
Organism: Papaver somniferum (opium poppy)
Lineage: Eukaryota; Viridiplantae; Streptophyta; Magnoliopsida; Ranunculales; Papaveraceae
Exons: 2
Coding region: 60-413 (117 amino acids)
Biological process (GO): DNA synthesis involved in DNA repair; DNA-templated DNA replication
Cellular component (GO): delta DNA polymerase complex
Molecular function (GO): DNA-directed DNA polymerase activity
Source: RefSeq, a predicted model, not a curated record